GGGGAUGCUGGAUGAUAAAGGUCAAGCUCUAGAGCUUCUGAAGGAGAAGAGGAUGUACUUGAAAGUGCGGAUAGAAUCGAUUGAGAAUCUCACAAUUGAUAUCAAUAACCUGGAGGAUAAGAUAACAAAUAAUACGGUUAAGCAUAAUGAGGAAUUGGAAAAACUGAAACAACAGAGGAGAGCUUUGAACGAAAGGAAGGAUUUGACGCCGGAGGAAAUAGAACAAGCCAAGAUGGAAUUGGAUAAGAAAAUUGCCAAGAAGGAGAUGGUGCACGCAUCGAGCUUACGCAAUUUGCAAACCAAAGUUUCGAGUCUGAAGGACGAUAAAAAUAUGAGCGUGAAGAAUUUGAAGAACAUCGAUGAUAAUGCGAUAAUGGAGGAGAUUGCCGGGGUGGAGAUGAGUGACAAGGAACUGGAAGAAUUCGAAAAGACUGUGGCACUGUUCGGAGAAAAGGGAUGGGAACAUUUUCUGGACAACAUCGACCUCUCCUCCAAAGAGAAACUAGAGUGUAAUCGCUUCUCGCUGCUGCUUUUUUUAUUGACCCUAAUUUUUUUAUGUGGAUGCGAUACAAAGUGUUGUUAGGGAAACGGGAACUAACUCUGACC
Molecule: messenger RNA, 606 nt
Organism: Nicrophorus vespilloides
Lineage: Eukaryota; Metazoa; Arthropoda; Insecta; Coleoptera; Silphidae
Exons: 2
Coding region: 5-583 (192 amino acids)
Source: RefSeq, a predicted model, not a curated record